Messenger RNA from Tuber aestivum (summer truffle), 1445 nucleotides. Lineage: Eukaryota; Fungi; Ascomycota; Pezizomycetes; Pezizales; Tuberaceae. The record is from the annotation of a GenBank genome assembly.
GGUUGAAUGUGACGUUGUUGUGAUCUGCAGCAAGGACUCCGUUGACUUAAGGGUGGCCCUAGGUCGAGCAUGUGUGCCUCCUGACAAAAAAUAAUAAUUUUUCUUAUCUCUUGGGCUGCGGCGGGAAACAUCUGGGCACAAAGUUUCCUGGCCAGCCCCCCCACUUCUCUCCUUCUGUCACACCACGGUCCCAUUACACAUCCAGCAUCCCCCUAUCACUCCUCCGGGCUUCAAAUAACAACAUCCUCCUCCUCAUAAGUUAACCACUACCUCCAAUUCACAAACAACCAACACCGCCUUUGGGAACAACCAGAAACGUCACACCCACGAGCCACCACCAAAGAUGACCAAACUACCCUCCCUCUACGCCUUCCCCGACAGUUCCACCCUCCAGCAAAACCUCUACCAAUACAUCCUCCAAGCCCAAUCCGACGCCCUUGCGCGGCACCCAAAGUUCAAGAUUGCCGUCUCCGGCGGCUCUCUCCCCAAACUCCUCGCCUCACCGGUCCUCCUCGCGAGUCGGGACAUCCAUUGGGGCAAAUGGGAAAUAUUCUUCGCGGAUGAGCGUGCCGUGCCGCUCACCGACCCGGACAGCAAUUACGCCCUACUGAAGCAGGAACUCCUAGACAAGAUACCGAAGACGGCAUCGGAACCCACCGUGCACCCCAUCGACCCGGAGAUGCUAUCGGACACGCAGGACCUGGCGGACGCAUACGAAAAAGCCCUCAUCGGCUCGUUCGCUGCGAAGGACUCGGUCAAGCUGCCCAUAUUCGAUCUGCUACUGCUGGGCUGCGGGCCCGACGGGCACACCUGUUCCCUGUUUCCCGGUCAUGGGCUGCUGCGCGAGGAGGACGCCUGGGUCGCUGCUAUAGAGGAUUCACCGAAACCGCCGCCUAGGAGGAUCACGCUCACGUUGCCCGUCGUCACCCAUGCACUCAAGAUCGCCUUUGUUGCGACGGGCGCUGGGAAGAAGGAGGUUAUGAGGAAGAUCUUUGACACCCAUCCCGAGGCGGAGGGCGGGGAAGUACUGCCUUGUGCACUGGUGAAUUUGGGUGCGGGUGACAAGGUCAGUUGGUUUUGUGAUCAGGCGGCAGUGGAGGGUGUGUCCUUCUCAAAGAAGAGUUCGCUAUAGUUUUUGUACAAGUUUUGGUUGGAUGCUGUGUUUCUUUCUUCUGGCGGGGGGUUUGGGGCUGGGUCGAUUUGGUUGAAAACGGUGUAAUCCCGGGAUGGGUGCGGAUGGAAUGGAAAGGUUACGAGGGGCUGUGAUAUCAUAGUGUAACUGGCUUGAUUUCUACAAGUUCUUGCGAUUAACUAGUCAUUCAUUAAUACUGGACCUCCUCCCUCUGUUACGUCUUCUCCUCCAACCAGUGCUUUCCCAGAUGGAGAGAUUGGAUUCGGUGAAAGGGGGGGGGGGGGUUAACAAUGCCACCAUGUCUGCACCUUUU